Molecule: messenger RNA, 1182 nt
Organism: Chlorella variabilis
Lineage: Eukaryota; Viridiplantae; Chlorophyta; Trebouxiophyceae; Chlorellales; Chlorellaceae
Exons: 5
Coding region: 1-1182 (393 amino acids)
Source: RefSeq, a predicted model, not a curated record
AUGGCGUCUCAGCAGAGCCUCGGCGGCACGGGGGGCUCACGAGCGGCCUUCAUUUUCGACCUGGGCGAGGCAACCCCAGGGGCCAACGCCCUCCUGCUCGCCAACCUGCAGCGCCACCAGCAGACAGCCCAGAUGAGCGUCCACCAGCAGCACGCCGCGCACCACCCCAGCUGCCCCCACGCGCCGCCGCCGCCUGCCCUUGCGGGCGCCGGCGUAGCGCCGCCACCACACGUGCGGCAGCACGGCGCCGCUGCGAGGCUCAACAGCCAGCUGCAGAGCUUGGAGGCCCAGGGGUCGCUGGGUGGCACAGCGACUGGCCCCGAAGCUGCAGCGGACCAGGGCUCGCAGCCGCCGCAGCAGGGCUCGCAGCCGGAGCUGGCCGCCGCCGCCACCGCCACCGACGCGAGCCUGCGCAGCCGCCUGGCCGGAUUUGCGCUGCGGGUCGGCGACAUGCUGCAGCCGCAGGGCGAGGCGCCCGGAGACGCGACGUGGGGCGAGCGCACAGCCAACGUACUGACCUCCCUGCCCUUCCUGGCCCUCGGCUUGCACAUGCACAGGCAGCGGCUGACCCCCGAGGGGCGGCACCACGCGCUGAGCAUGGCGGCGGUGGGCGUGGCUGCCACCGCCUACCACGCCGCCUCGGGCCGCGCCCGCCGCAUCGCCCGCAAGGUCGACUACUGGACCAUCGCUUACACCAGCACCGCCAUGGUCAAGGCGCUGUUUGCGGACAGCUGCGGGGUGCGGCGCGCCGCCAACCUGUCGCUGCUGGCGCUGCCCUUCCGCCCCUUCCACGUCUCCGCCGCCAACACGCUCAUCAUGCAGGCCGAGUUUGCGCGCCAGGCGGCCGGCAACAAGGCCGUGCGCGCCGACCUGCACCGCCACUACGCCGCCGCGCUGCUGGGCAUGGCCGCUUUCUUCGGGGAGGACAUGGUCAUGGACAGCGGCUACGGCGGCUUUGUGCACGCGGCCUGGCACUGCCUGGCCACCUACAGCAUGUACACCAUCAACGGCCUGCUGGGCCACAAGGAGCGCCAGGUGCUGCGCCGCCAGCUGGCGCGCCAGCAGGGCGCCGGCGCGGCGGGCAAGCCGCUGCGCCGCCCCGUGCACAGCAGCGCCUCCAGCCUGCCCAGCUACGGCGGCGCCAAGCGCGGCGGCUGGUCCACGGGCACCGCCUCGCCCUGA